AAUAAUUUUUUUGUUUACGUCGCGAAAAUAAAAAGCUGAGAUUCGCACUGAGCCAAAAGAGACUGGCUUUUCUCAAUCGCCAUUGACGAAAGCUCCGCUGUAUUUCCCUGAAUUCUUCUUCGAGAGAUAGAGAGAGGAGAAUUGAACGACACCGUCGAUCAUGUCGUUCUCGUUCUUCAAGCCGUCGAGGCCCAAAACCCCACAGGAGGUGGCCAAGGCCAUCAACGACAGCCUGUCAGCCCUCGACACCCAGACCGUCGUCGAAGUCAAAGCCCUCGAAAAGGCUUUGGAAGAAGUUGAAAAGAAUUUCACAACAAUGAAAUGUUUGCUUUCUGGAGAUGGGGAGACCGAACCAAAUAUGGAUCAAGUUUCGCAGCUUGCGCUCGAGAUUUGUAAGGAGGGUGUUUUUGACCUUCUAAUUCACAAGUUACCUAUACUGGGAUGGGAAGCAAGAAAGGAUUUGGUCCAUUGUUGGUCCAUAUUGAUGAAGCAAAAGGUUGAAUUGACUUAUUGCUGCGCAGAAUACAUGGAGAACCAUUUGGAAUUAUUAGACUUUCUUGUCGUGUGCUAUGAUAACAAGGAAAUUGCUUUGAAUUGUGGAAGUAUGUUGAGGGAUUGCAUUAGAUUCCCUGCACUUGCAAAAUACAUACUGGAGUCUGCGAGCUUUGAGUUGUUUUUUAAAUUUGUGGAGCUGCCUAACUUUGAUGUUGCUUCUGAUGCAUUCUCUACCUUUAAGGAUCUACUUACUAAACAUGGAACGGUGGUAUCUGAAUUUUUGACUGCUCACUAUGAUGAGUUCUUUGAUCUAUAUGAGAAGCUCUUGACAUCUCCAAAUUAUGUGACCAGGAGGCAAUCUUUGAAGCUUCUCUCCGAAUUCCUCUUGGAGACUCCAAAUUCACAUAUAAUGAAGCGCUACAUCUUAGAAGUUCGGUACUUGAAAGUCAUGAUGACGUUGCUCAAGGAUUCAAGUAAAAACAUCCAAAUCUCUGCCUUCCACAUCUUCAAGGUCUUUGUUGCGAAUCCUAAUAAGCCACGGGAAGUAAAACUUAUCCUGGCUAAAAACCAUGAAAAGUUGACGGACUUGCUUCAGAAUCUUUCUGCUGGAAAAGGCGAUGAAGACGAGCAAUUUGAAGAGGAAAAGGAGCUGAUCAUCAAGGAAAUCGAAGGAGUAUAUCAGCUAGUUAAUCUGUAGAAUACCUCUCACAUCUGCUUGUCGUGCUUGUUCUGAUAUCCGAUUUUCUGCAAUUAUCGUCCGACAAAACGCCAUGUGCCAAAGAAAAGGGAAAAGAGUAUGGAUGGAGUAUAAUGCUUUCCGGAGUCGUGUGUAUCAACAACUGUAUGCCCUUGUAAUCUUUGUUGAACUACGAAAAGAGAAGCAAAAAGGAAAAUUGUUUUGAUACAUGUCGUAAAAUCUCCGAAAAAGUAUGUAAAAAUGGUUGUUUUUCAGUGCUCAUGAGCACUUGUGAGCUAUAUAUUUGUUCUUCUGUGGGUUUGCCAUCUUAUAAAGGUUUUGCGUUUGCUUGA
Malus domestica (apple) is the source of this 1524-nucleotide messenger RNA. RefSeq lists its product as uncharacterized. Gene Ontology annotation, biological process: intracellular signal transduction. Lineage: Eukaryota; Viridiplantae; Streptophyta; Magnoliopsida; Rosales; Rosaceae. Gene Ontology annotation, molecular function: protein serine/threonine kinase activator activity. The record is from RefSeq and is a predicted model, not a curated record.